This is a messenger RNA of Exophiala aquamarina CBS 119918, 813 nucleotides long. RefSeq lists its product as uncharacterized. The record is from RefSeq and is a predicted model, not a curated record. Bases 1 to 813 code for a protein of 270 amino acids. Gene Ontology annotation, biological process: DNA repair; regulation of transcription by RNA polymerase II; regulation of cyclin-dependent protein serine/threonine kinase activity. NCBI's taxonomy places the organism in Eukaryota, Fungi, Ascomycota, Eurotiomycetes, Chaetothyriales, Herpotrichiellaceae. Gene Ontology annotation, cellular component: transcription factor TFIIH holo complex. The transcript is spliced from 3 exons.
AUGGAUGAAGACGACACCCUUGCACCAAACAAAUGUCCAGUCUGCGGCAGUGAUCCUCGUACCCACCCUGGGUUACGCUUCAAAAUCAAUACGAAAUGCUACCACAGGAUAUGUGAAGGAUGUGUCGACCGAAAUUUCUCCAGUGGCAAGGCAGAGUGUCCAGUUGGCGGAUGUCACGUGAAUCUGUGGAAACGGGAAUGGCGGACACAGACCUUCGAAGAUCUGAAGAUUGAACGAGAGGUUGAAAUUCGUAGGAAGGUGAACAGGUUGCUUGAACGUCAAGAAACGGAAUUCGAGAGCAAGCGGGAUUUUGACGAUUUCUUAGAACUACGAGAGGAAUUGAUCAUGAAUCUUGUUUUUCGCACGGACGUAGCAGCAACGAACCGCAAGCUCAAGGAAUAUGCACAGGCAAAUGGCAUCAAACCGGAUACGACCGAUCCUGCUGAGACAGCAUUGAAAGUUGUUAAGCGAAAAGACACAGAUGCCGCGGAUCCGAGUGGGCUGAUUAAAGGCCUCAAAAAGAUCAUCAGACCCAAAGCGAGAGCACCGUAUGAUCCCUUCAUGGGUAUGCCACGAACGCAAGACUAUUAUGAAGUCAAGGACAGCUAUAUUACUCGCUUGAAACAGGGAAAGAAGAACGAUGUCAAGGACGCUUCAGGUUACAGCGAUUGGGACUAUGCCAAUGAAUGUCUCAAUCGAGCAUUCGCAGGACUUGGAGUGUUCAUCGACGAUGAGGUGUCCACCAAAAACAACACGAAUGUCCCACGAGCCAGCGUCCCUGCUUCCAAAGCUACAGGUGACGUAUUCUCAUGA